Molecule: messenger RNA, 3576 nt
Organism: Rhopalosiphum padi (bird cherry-oat aphid)
Lineage: Eukaryota; Metazoa; Arthropoda; Insecta; Hemiptera; Aphididae
Product: cAMP-dependent protein kinase catalytic subunit beta-like
Exons: 3
Coding region: 2179-3264 (361 amino acids)
Biological process (GO): peptidyl-serine phosphorylation
Cellular component (GO): cAMP-dependent protein kinase complex; nucleus
Molecular function (GO): ATP binding; cAMP-dependent protein kinase activity
Source: RefSeq, a predicted model, not a curated record
UUUGGCUUUUAAUAAAUUAUUGUAUUUUUUAUCAAUUAAAAAUGAAAAAUGGUAAAAUCAGUAAUGAUAGUAAUAUAUUUAAGAAAAAAUAAUUUUAAACUAUGACUAUUUUCUAAUUUAAAAAUAAUAAAGUAAAUAUCAGGUGAUAAUCAACAUUUUGAGAACCAAAAACCAAACUAGUAGGGUAUAAUGGGUAUAUAAUAUAUUAUGUUAUUCUUGUAUUACAUCAUAGAAAUGGAUAAUAAUGGUGUGUAUGUUUGUAUCAGUAUUCAGUAUAUUAUAUUUACUUUAUAUUAUUACAAAUAAUACAUAUGAUGCUAGUCAUAUAACGUACAAAUUUUAUUUUUAUAAUUUUGGAAAAUUACUAAAAGUGAUAUCCAAAAACGGCAUUAUAGUAUAAAUUACUUGUAAUUAGUAAUUUGUAAAAUAAGGGCUUAGAGGAAAUAAUUAUUUAGUGCAAAGCAAGAACAAUUUUUUUUUAUUGUUUUAAUUGUUGUAGUUUUUUACCAUUAUCAUCUGCAUGCAGAUCAUUAAUCAUCAAUGUUGUAUUACUAAAAGUCAAGAUAUUAACAUUUGUUAUAAUAAAUAUGUCUACUAUACUUAUUAAAUAAAAUUAAGACAAACAUAAGUAUAAGUACCUAAUGAAGUAUAACAUAUUUGUCUGAUUAUAUUCCAAUAUACCUUUUGGGAAUUUAAGAUUCUGAGUAGUACAAAUAGUGCAUAUUGGUUUUAAAAUGAACAUUGUUUUUUUAAUUAUAUGAUAUACAAAUCUUAUACUACAAAUUUUUUUGUGUGUAAUCAGUUAUCACCUUUGGUUAAAUUCGGUAAAAUGUUUUUAAUUUUUAAUGUGUAAGACUAGGUUCUUGUUAACUUUUUGUUACUAGAAUUAAAAAAAAGUUAAGUAUUAAUCCACAUAAAUUUCUUUUAGUGUUUGUAGUUCAAAUUAUGGCUUAAUUGGAUAUGCACACAUAAAAUAAUAACUUAUCCUUAAACAAUUUUUGUUAUUCUGUUGUAAUUCAAAAAAAAAAAAAUUAAAUAUUCACUUUGGAAACUGGUUGAUUUGUUGAAUUUUUAGGGCUGUUGAGAAAUGUUUAAAGAAUGAUGAAAUGGACUAUGACUUACGAGUGGCAGUAGUGGCACAGAACAUACAAUAGAUAUCUACUAUAUUGUCGUUAAUCUGCUGGAAUAUGAGUAGGUAUAGGUAAAUUAAUUCAUGUCCAAUUUACUCCACUUGUGGAUAAUUUAAGUUAAUAAAGACUGUCUACAAUAUAACUAUAGAUAGGUAUAUUUGCAAUAUAAUGUAGGUAGUAGGUACCUUUAGACUUCUUAGAGGAUGGCCCAGCAAAAUUUUAAUUUAAAUAAACCAUAACGAAUACUGUUUUUUAAGUACCGGUACAUUAUAAAUCAAAUUUAUAUAUUAAAAGUGUCUAAUUAUUUUAUGACAACAUAAUAAUAUACAAGGCCGUAUUACUGUUUGUUGUUUAGACUAUACGGCGGCAACAAUAUAGCAUAUUUUUUAUGAUGUAACACAAUAUCAUUAUUAAGUGUUCAAAAUAAACCACAGUCGUAGUUAUAAGUUGUGUAUAUUAUAUUAUAUUAUAUGAAUAUAUGAUUUAUUUUUUUAUAGUUAAUCGCACCCAGCUAAUGAACACUAGAACUCGUGUCUGAAUUUAACUUUGUAAAAUUAUAACAAUAUAACAAGUAUCAAGUAUUAUUGUUUAUAGGUAUUCGAUGUAAUGUAGGUAGGUAAAUAUCAGCAAUAAGUGAAUCCUGAUUCACCAAAUUUAUAGAACACUAUAGGAGUAGCCCACUAUAAGAAUAAUUAAUUAGAUGGGUGGAUAUAGUGUGUACUGAAAAUAGGUAUGAGUUAAUGAGUGCCGGAGUAUAUAUAUAGGCACGACAAUUAAUACUUAUCGGGCAUCGACCAUUCUGCACCUAAACCUAUAUUUCCCGUUCUGAAUAAUUGUUUAAUUGUUUAUUAACAUAGGUAUAAUUUAUUAUUUAUAUAAUAAUAUACUCGACACAACAGCAAAGACUUAAAUUACUUAGUAACAACAAAGUCAAACAACCAUUUAUUUUGUAUUUUGUACAACAUACUAAUGUAGAUAUCACUACCUAUCUUAUACUUACCUUUUUAUUUUAUUCCACGCAAUUAAUUUUUAUUUUCCAAACAGAGCUAUGGGUAAUUUAUCAUUUAGACAAAAAAAUAGCAGAAAAGAUAUGACGAUCGGUAAAACAUCGUCAUGUGGCCUUACCGAAUACUGGAACCAAAAGAGACAAGAUUUUAACGAUAUCUACUUUAAUAAUAAUAAUUGCCCACCAGCUGAAGCGUCGGACUUUCGUGUGACAACCAUUUUGGAUGAAGGAUCUUUUGGAUCUGUUGCAUUAACCACUCACAAUAUAACCGGUACAGUUCAUGCUACAAAAGUAAUUGCCAAAAAGAAAAUCGUUAAAGGUCAUAAUGUGCAGCGAAUGCUUAAUGAGAAACGGAUUUUGGAAUCAAUCAAUUUUCCGUUUGUAAUUCGUCUCGAGUAUUUCUACCAAGAUCACAGUUUCAUUUAUUUUGUCAUGCCAUUCGUUUGCGGCGGUAACAUUCACACGCACAUGAAACGAUACGGACCUAUGGACGAGUACAAAGCGCGGUUUUACUUCUCGGAAGUUCUGCUGGCCGUUGAAUACCUACACAAGUUGAACUUGGUGCAUCGGGAUAUCAAGCCCGAAAAUAUACUAAUCGACGUCAACGGACAUGCUCAACUCGCAGACUUCGGGUUUUGCAAACACAUAAAAGGUCGUACAUUCACGUUUUGUGGCACUGCUGAAUACUUGGCGCCAGAAAUUAUACUCAGACGAGGAUACGGAAAAGCGGUUGAUUAUUGGUCGCUCGGGGUUCUUCUAUACGAGAUGUUGGCCAACCGUUCGCCGUUCGUCGAUCGCGACACUGGGAAGCUGUUCAGUAACAUCGUGACUGGGGAGUACAGCUGUCCGUUGGGCUUCUCGGGCGAUGUGAUCAACUUGUUGCGGAACAUGCUCAAGGUGGACGUGACCAGGCGGUACGGGAAUCUGGCGAACGGCAUCCGGGACAUCAAGAAGCACAGGUGGUUCGGCGACAUGGACUGGUGUGAGGCGUUCGGUAGGCGCGUGACGCCACCGUACGUGCCUGUAAUCAGCGAUACCGUCGACACUAGCAACUUCGAGGCGCAACACGGCAAGCUGUUCUACGGCGCAAGCAAAGACAUGUUCGGUGACAUUUUCAAGGAUUUUUGAGAUCGUAAGAUCCAUUCCAGUUUGCCACCAAGGCGUCAAAAAAACAGCUAUUUUCAUGAUUUACGGACAGGGUAGUUGGAAAUCAACAGGCUUAUAGGUAAUAGGAAAUGACAAAUAAAAAAGAGUAGGUAAUAUUAUUUCGAAAUUAUUUAGCAAAUCGUGUAUAGAUAAGUACUGCAGACGUACAUUGUACUUUUAUUGUUAACCUUUUUUUAGCACUGUGAUUUUUAUAAAUAAAUAUUGAUAAAAGAAUCAAUACCACAAAAUGUAAUAUUUUUUACAAUAAAUGAAUAAAUAUCUUCUCUGCGUUUA